UGUGAGCAUGGAGUCCACUAAGGCAGAGGUUUUGGGGAAGAUGGGUAAGAAGGAGAUAAUCAGAAAGGCAGAGGAGUUGGUAGAGAAAGCAAUGAGAGGGAACGAUGCUUCACAUGAUGCAGCCCAUGCUUUUCGAGUUAGAGACCUUGCCCUUUCACUUGCUCACGAAGAAACCCUUUCUACUUCUCCUGAUUCCAUCUUAAUCGUGGAACUGGCUGCUCUUCUACAUGACAUAGGUGACUACAAAUACGUAAGGGAUCCAUCUGAGGCAAAGAUUGUUGAGGAAUUUCUUCAGGGUCAAGGCAUAGAGGAAGGGAUGAAGAUAAAGAUAUUGAAUAUUAUUAAGGGGAUGGGUUUCAAGGAAGAAGUUGGAGGGCUUGCAAAUACGAAUUAUUCAAUAGAGUUUGGGGUGGUGCAAGAUGCCGAUCGGCUUGAUGCGAUUGGUGCAAUAGGAAUCGCCCGUUGCUUUACUUUCGGUGGAAGCAGGCAUAGAGUCCUCCAUGACCCAAGAAUUGAACCUCGAUCAGAUCUGUCUAAGGAAAAUUACAUGAACAAAGAAGAGCAGACUACUGUGAAUCAUUUUCAUGAGAAGCUUCUCAAAUUGAAGGACUUGAUGAAGACAAAGGCUGGUAAGGAAAGGGCUGAGAAAAGGCACAAAUUUAUGGAGGAUUUUCUGAAGGAGUUCUAUGAAGAGUGGGAUGGGAGGGCUUAAAUGAG
Messenger RNA from Solanum verrucosum, 717 nucleotides. RefSeq lists its product as uncharacterized. The record is from RefSeq and is a predicted model, not a curated record. The transcript is spliced from 7 exons. Bases 8 to 712 code for a protein of 234 amino acids. NCBI's taxonomy places the organism in Eukaryota, Viridiplantae, Streptophyta, Magnoliopsida, Solanales, Solanaceae.